Pocillopora verrucosa is the source of this 1971-nucleotide messenger RNA. RefSeq names its product transmembrane protein 163a-like. Gene Ontology annotation, molecular function: monoatomic cation transmembrane transporter activity. NCBI's taxonomy places the organism in Eukaryota, Metazoa, Cnidaria, Anthozoa, Scleractinia, Pocilloporidae. Gene Ontology annotation, cellular component: membrane. Gene Ontology annotation, biological process: transmembrane transport; monoatomic cation transport. The record is from RefSeq and is a predicted model, not a curated record.
UUAAAAUGUGUAUUCACUGCAUCAAGGGAUUAAUAGUCGAUAUGGACGUCGCCUAGUGUUAGGAAUGAUCGAUUUGCUUAAAUGGCCAUGGAAGAUACAACCAAAUACGGGACGUCGACCGUCCUUUUAACAAGCGUCAGUGAUGCUGAAGAAAAACCCAAAGAGUUGGAAGGAUUUCCUUGUAUUUCGCCCAUGGAUGACGAUUAUCUUCUCCAUAAAGAAAAGCAGAUUCCAACACAGUUGAUGGAUAGGUGGAGGAAGGCAGCCCUUGUGAUAUCAUACGCUUCUGUGUUUACAACUUUUGUGAUUGGAGUUUGUGCAUUUGUCAUCUCCACCUUGGCGAGAAGUUCAGCUGCUUUUGGUUUUGCUUUUGAUUCACUACUAGAUGUUUGUUCAUCAUUGGUUGUAAUUUGGAGAUUCUGUGGUUUAGCCGGACAAACUUACUCUUGGGAAAGAGAAAGAAGGGCAUGUAUAGCAAUUGCUGCAUUAUUUGUGUUAUCUGGUACUGGAAUAUUUAUUAGAGCAGUCAGGUCAUUGAUUGUGGAAAAGCAUCCUAUAAGGUUCACAGGUGUUGAGGCAAUUUCUGGUGUCAGUUUAGUGGCGUUUACAAUUUUAGCCUGGAUAAAAUUUGUUACAGCUGAAAAACUACAUAGUGAAUCUCUACGAACUGAUGCCAUUAAUUCUACAGCGGGUGCAAUCAUGGCACUGGGUAUCAUUAUAAGUACAAUGGUCCAUCAAUACAGCAGCAGUAUAUGGUAUCUGGAUGCAUCUAUUGCUCUCUGCAUUGCUUUAGGCCUGUUUGGUUAUGGUAUAAGGUUAUUAGCAAAUCUUCUUUCUUCAAAAGGAAAAGCAGCUCCCCCCACAUGGGAAGGAUUCGACUAGUACACUGUAAGCACCCUUAAAUAGUGGGGGAACCUUGACCAGCCAGGCAGGUGAAUUUUCUUGGAAAUUAGUUUUUACACAGUCAAGCUUCUGUUCUGUAAGGGAUUAAUUCCCUGUCCUGUUGCCACUUUUCUUCAAUUAAAGACCAGGACAAUGGAGAGGAAUGAGGAGAGAAAAUUUAGGAAGGACAAUGCUCCUGAGAACUGUAUGUUUCACAUGAAUACCUUUGGCCCACAGAUGUCACUUUGUUUCCUUAUUUGUGUGUAAAAAGAAAGAGGAGUGUUAGAGGGUCAAGUUGAAAAAUCUCUAGCUGUGGGGCUGUGCUCUGAAGGUGCUGGGUUAGUAAGAGCAACCUGUGGAUAACUUUUAUCAGUUUUCUUAUUAGAAAGCUUUUAAAAGUUGGGCACAUGAAUUUUGUGAGAGAAAAGUUUUCACUCACCCACUGAUUCUUCAUCGACUUUGGAUCACAGCUUUGAGCUGAUUAUUUUCAUCCCAUCUCAGUGAUCGGCCUAAAACUACUCUUUGACCCUUCAACCCUUUAGAGUGAUAAGCAUCCAAUUUCUCCCAAGACUAGCACCCCUAAAUCAAACAUUGAGGUGAUAGGAAUUGUAAACUGAUGUUAUGGCGUUAAGGUUAAUUUAAAGUCAGUGAGUAGAACUUUCUAUUUGCAUCGGCAAGGUAAUUUAUAACCAAGUAUUUUGAUUUGUACAUAGUGUAUCUAUUUAUCAAGUUCAAUAUUUUUUGAAUAAGAACUCAUUUAGGCGAUAUUAUUUAUGAGUGAUUUCUUUGCACUAUGUGAGGUGAUAUAUUCACAAUUUGUGCCUUCUUAAGGCAACAAAAAUUGCAAGAAAUUAGAACUCAAUGCUCAUGUGUAAGGAUGUUUUAAGUUAUUUUUACACUUAAGAAAAUUCAGGAAAUGUGACGUAGCCUUAUUUAUUAAAUAUUUAUUGUGUCUCCCACGUCAGUGACGAAAGCAAAUUAGAUGACCAUUAAGUGUCAGCUGUUUAGCUAUUUUUGGAGGCUUUUGUUGCCUGUUUUUUAUUUUUAUUAAUAUAUUUUUUUUAUUUUCGGUUAACUAGACUUAUUAUG